This is a messenger RNA of Aspergillus ibericus CBS 121593, 1984 nucleotides long. Its product is annotated as putative F-box and JmjC domain protein. NCBI's taxonomy places the organism in Eukaryota, Fungi, Ascomycota, Eurotiomycetes, Eurotiales, Aspergillaceae. The transcript has 2 exons. Gene Ontology annotation, cellular component: nucleus. The record is from RefSeq and is a predicted model, not a curated record. The coding region runs from base 1 to 1527 and encodes 508 amino acids. Gene Ontology annotation, molecular function: protein binding; cis-regulatory region sequence-specific DNA binding.
AUGCCGGACAUCAAUUCCUUGGACAGUGCCCGGUCCCUCGACGGCGAGGCGAAUUCUGGCACCUACACUUCACAUCCCAACCAGAGUGUUGAGGAUCUAUCUGCCCAUGAGGCCAUUCCCGGCCAUCCUCUGGGCGUCAAGCCUAGUGGCAAUGCCUUGCUCGCCGCAGAGAACCUGCGCCAUGCAAUUGGAACCUUUAAUCUGCUGCCAGAUGAGUUGAUAUUGAUGUUGCUGGAAUAUCUCGAUGGUCCUGGUCUCUUAAGUAUAGGACGGACUUGCAAGGCGUUUUAUGCUUUCACCAGAGCCGAGGAUCUCUGGAAAGCUCUUUUUAUCGGGUCUCCUCCCGCCAGGUUUUCUUGGAAGGGUACAUGGCGUUCCACUUAUCUUAACAUCCCUCCAUCCGAGGUGUGCAUGCUGGAUUGCUCUAAUCUGUUCUCGGAUGUCUUGCACCGUCCGUUUCACUGUGCGCAUAUAUCUUUAGAACCCUAUGUCAAGAAUAUUCCGGCCCGGAACCAAAUCGCUCGUCUUCCGGAUCUCUCGUUUGAGGAAUUCAACGAGAAAUGGAGUGACACGCCGUUCAUCUUGACUGAACCAGUGAAACAAUGGCCCGCUUACAAGAACUGGUCCGUAAAUAUGCUGCUUGACCACUACGGCGAGUCUGUUUUCCGCGCAGAGGCAGUGGACUGGCCUUUCCAUGCUUACGUUGAUUAUAUGGGAAAUAACUCUGACGAGAGCCCUCUUUACCUGUUCGACCGGGCUUUCGUGGCAAAAAUGGGUCUCAAGGUUGGUCAGCCAGACCAGGAGCCAGAGGCUACUUACUGGCCUCCCCCAUGCUUUGGGGAGGAUUUCUUCUCCGUGCUGGGAAACGACCGUCCUGACAGGCAAUGGCUGAUCAUUGGACCAGAGCGGUCUGGGAGUACUUUUCACAAGGAUCCGAACGCUACCAGCGCGUGGAAUGCGGUCGUCCGAGGGUCGAAGUACUGGAUCAUGUUCCCGUCGUCUUCGAAGCUCCCGCCGCCUCCCGGUGUCUAUGUGUCGGACGACCAGAGUGAAGUGACUUCCCCACUCAGCAUUGCGGAAUGGCUUUUCAGCUUCCAUGCCGAAGCACGGCGUACUCCGGGCUGCAUUGAAGGAAUCUGCGGUGAGGGCGAGAUCCUCCACGUGCCCUCGGGCUGGUGGCACUUGGUCGUCAACAUCGAACCAGCUAUCGCCAUUACACAGAACUUCAUACCUCGUGCUCACUUGAGCGCUGCACUGGACUUCUUGUCCAACAAGGCGGACCAGGUCUCGGGAUUCAGAAAGGAUGUGCACAAUCCUUACGAGCGGUUCGUGGCACAGAUGCAGGAAUCCCACCCCGAGUUAUUGCAGCAAGCACAAGAAGAGCUGAAAAAGAAGUACGAGGGAAAGAAGAGAAAGUGGGACGAGAUUGUGCACGGAACGCCCGAGCAAGACGCUGCCGGGGCUACCGAAGGAGGUGGGUUCAGCUUCGGGUUCGGAGAUGAUGGGAGUGAUGUAGAAGUUCCCUAAGUACGGUAUUCGCUACUUGAAGGUGGACGCACUACCCCAUGUUCAUUCGACCCAAUGUGCAACUUGCUAUCAACGACAACCGGUCACAGGCUACCCAACGAAGCUACUGAUAAGCACAUGCCGAGUCAGAGCAAGAACUGUUCCGCAAGGCUUCAGACAAGCCUUUGUCUUGCGGUCCACUAAUGACAAGCAACCGAUUUGCUGGCCGAUGUGUUGUCUCCAAACGCCAGAUAUCCUACGAAGGCGCCAACAGCAACUGCAAGCAUAACAAAACCAUUAUACGUCAUAAAAAGCAGCCUGCACAGUUCAGCACUUUUGUUCAACGUGACGAGGGGGAGGGAUGGAGCUAGAAGACUUACAUGAUGAAAAAGCUAUAGAAGACCUGCACAGCGUACAAUGCCGCCAUGGUGAUUUUUCCUUUUUGCUCGACGGCCCUUCGGCUAUCCCUGCCUACAAC